AGUUUCCAAAGCUUCUUUUUUCAUCACAAGUGUUCUUCCUUACUCAUGAUAUAUAUAAAUCUCACUCUCUCUUACCAAUCUAUUCCCUAUAUUCACGCCGCACUCACACUUUCUUCUCUUUCCAAAAGCCAAAACAAAAAUCAUCACAAAACCAAACCAUUGCUUAUCUUUCUCUUUGCUUUGUCUCAAACACAGAAAAACAGAAUUUUUUAGCAUGGUUGGAAUCUGAUGACAAGGAUGACGAAAUCGGUGUCCUCGAUGAGUUGGAAGCUUAUUUAGUUAUGUUCCAAGCUUCUAUCUUUGAAGUUGAUGAACCGAAAUCGGAAUCGGAGGAAGAUUUUAUCUUUGAAGAAGUAGAUGAAGAGUUUUCACUUGAAGCUAGUGAUGUUUUAGAGUUUUCAGUUGAAGCUAGUGAAGUUUUGAGUACAAUUGAAGAUGAGAAAAAGGUGAAGUUGGAUGAAGAAAACAAAGAUGAGAAAGUGGAAAAAGUUGUUGAAUCUAGUAAGGAAGAAAAGGUGUUAGAUGUGAAGAGUUUAGUGACAUUGUUUCAAGAAUAUGCUGAGUUAGAAAAUGUGUCUAGUGAAAAGGAAGAAAAAGAAGUAGUCAAGCCUAUUUUGGAUACUAAGUUCAAUAAAGUUGAAGAAAGUAAAGAAAAAUGGAACAUGAGAAGUGGAUCCAAAGUGAAGGGUAAUAGAGACAUGUAUGAAAGUAAAGUGAAAAGUGGUAAAAGUGAUGAAGAACAUGCUUUUGGUGAAGCAUUGAAGGUGAGAAAAUCUCAAAGAGUGGAUGCAAAUUAUGGUAGUCCACAAAGUAAUUGGGAGUAUAGUGGAAAAGUGGUUGGAAAUAAUGAUGAAGUUGGUUCUAAUCUUGGAAGUUUUGGUUCAAUGAGAGUGGAAAAAGAGUGGAGGAGGACAUUGGCUUGUAAGCUUUUUGAGGAAAGACACAACAAUGGUGAUGGAAGUGAAGGAAUGGAUAUGCUUUGGGAAACAUAUGAGAAGGAAUCAAACAAGGUUAUGAGGAAAAGUGAUGCAAAGAAAGGGAAGAAAUUGAGUGAAGUUGAGUUUAAUGAAGAUGAGGAAGAGGAAGAAGAGGUAGGGGCUAAGUUAUGUUGUUUACAAGCUUUGAAAUUCUCAACAGGGAAGAUGAAUUUGGGAAUGGGAAGGCCUAACCUUGUUAAAUUCUCUAAGGCUUUGAAAGGUAUGGGAUGGUUGCAUAAUGUAGGAAAGAAUGGAAAGAAGAAUAACACCACUAAAUAAUUUUUUUUUUGUGUUUUGUAACUUUUGAUUAGUGUUAGAAGUUGUGUAUUUGUUUGAUGAUCAAUGAGACGUAAAUAUUUUGUAUGUCGAUUAUAUAACGAUGUUUUAGAUGAGAUGUUUCGCAUAAUAUAUGAUUUGGAAAUAUAUUUAUAAGUGUUGA
Messenger RNA from Vicia villosa (hairy vetch), 1416 nucleotides. RefSeq lists its product as uncharacterized. NCBI's taxonomy places the organism in Eukaryota, Viridiplantae, Streptophyta, Magnoliopsida, Fabales, Fabaceae. The record is from RefSeq and is a predicted model, not a curated record. The transcript has 2 exons. Bases 282 to 1256 code for a protein of 324 amino acids.